UUGCUGGAUUUUGGUUGGUUUUUAUGUGAAUGGGCUUAAAGAAACAUUAACAUCUUUUUUUCCACCAAAAAAUGUUCAGAGAUUUCCCUAAAACGUUGAAAAUGUGGACAUCAGAAGUUUCACUGUGAAAAUAUAUAUAUUUUUUCCACAUUUUCGAACUUGACCCACAGGACGACACGAGAGUUAAGACCCUAUCAAAAAUCUAUAUGAUGUAAUUUUACUUAAAGUUAGACCACUUCCUCUUUUUAUAUUUCUGCUUCGCUCAGCUUCCCCGAGGUUUCAACUCACCAGUGCAGACGUAGAGAGGACAUGAACUUCCUCUCAUGCCUUUUAUGAGCUUCAUGAUUUUCCCUUGUCUUGCCGCUUUCCAGAGGAUUACUGUACUCAUAACUUCAGUUGACAUGUUAGGUCCCCCAAUCUUACCUUUGUCAACUCUUAAAUUUGAUUCGUCUUAAUUUUAUCAUUUGUUCAAUCACAAAAUGCCACAACACAUCUUCUUGUCUUUCUUUUAGGCACCUAUGAGUGGAGCUGCGUGAGCGGGCAGCAGUCAGCCCCGUGAGCUGGAUGUCUGUGACAGAUCCAUGGGCCAGAAGGACCAUGUGGAGGCAGGAGCAGGCCAUAUCCUCGACCUGGAGCUGGAUCUGGAGUAUCUCCACGUAGUGGGGGCUGACCGGCAGGCUGGCGGCGCUGACGGAGCCCCUGCUAUGGAGGAGCAGGGGGAGAGCUCCGGCAACACCAGCACAGCCCAUUCCCCUCCACCGGCAGCGUUAGAGGAAAGCGCCGGUUCUGACGCAGAGUCUAAGUCUGCUCCGCCUCCCGGCUCCGUCCUCGACUCGGAUGGAGGUGAAGGAGGGUCCGCUCACAGCAAGAACACCCACCAGCCGCUCUGUCGAACCCAGUGCGUGGACCUGGGCACCGACGGGCCUCCUGAGCUUCCAUCUGAACUUUCAGCAGAGCUCGAACAUGACAUGCCAGCUCAGUCCGAAUGUGAGCCUCCACCCGACCCCUCCACAGCAGAACCAGCCUCCGAGGUUGGCAGUAAGGAGUACCAGGCGAAGCUGGAGUUCGCCCUGAAGCUCGGCUACUCUGAGGAGACGGUGCGACUGGUCCUGUCCAAGCUCGGCCCCGACACCCUGAUCAAUGACAUACUGGGAGAGCUGGUCAAACUGGGCACCAAGUCAGACGGCGAACAGCAGCCCGGAUCUUUAGCUUCUACCUCGUCCUCCUCAUCUUCCUCAUCCUCUUGCGGUUGUUCAGAUUUGCUGGACGGUCAGCGGUCGGACUCGCCCUGUCCUUCAGAGUCUGCGUGUGACCAGGACAACCUGCGGCCAAUCGUGGUAGACGGCAGUAACGUCGCCAUGAGUCAUGGCAACAAGGAAGUGUUUUCCUGUCAGGGCAUCCAGCUGGCUGUUGAUUGGUUCGUAGAGCGUGGUCAUCAUGACAUCACAGUUUUUGUUCCUGCGUGGAGGAAGGAGCAGUCGCGCCCCGACGCCCCGAUAACAGAUCAGGAGAUCUUGCGUCGCCUUGAAAAGGAAAAAAUCCUCGUCUUCACUCCUUCACGGCGCGUCCAAGGUCGCCGCGUGGUCUGUUAUGACGACCGCUUCAUUGUCAAGCUGGCCUAUGAGUCAGACGGCAUCAUCGUCUCCAAUGACAACUACAGAGACCUGGCUAAUGAGAAGCCAGAGUGGAAGAAAUUCAUAGACGAGCGGCUGCUCAUGUAUUCCUUUGUCAACGACAAGUUCAUGCCACCAGAUGAUCCUCUCGGUCGUCAUGGCCCCAGUCUGGACAACUUCCUGAGGAAAAGACCUGUCAUGCCUGAGCAGAAGAAACAGCCUUGUCCAUACGGAAAGAAGUGCACUUACGGCCACAAGUGUAAGUACUACCACCCAGAGCGAGGCGCCCAGCCCCAGCGUGCCGUCGCCGAUGAGCUCAGAGCCAGCGCCAAGACCUGCGUCACCUCAAAGAACCAGGGGGACGCGGGGCUGGUGAAGAGCCACAGCGUUCCGGCCGGCAGCAUCGAGGUGAAGAAAGGCGCCCCCAAGAGGCAGUCGGACCCCAGCAUCAGAGCUCUGUCCUACAGUGAUGCUGAGGAGAAGCUGCUGGCUAAAGGGCGGGCGGAGAGCCAGAAGAGCGCUCUGUGUGGAGGCAGCACGAGUAGCAGUUCCAACAGUGGGAGUAUAACCAUGUCUCCGGCCCCUGGAGGGCCCCCGUCUGGGCUGAGCCUUCCACAGGACCAGCAGUCCAGAGCGGUGACCCCUCAUGGUGUCCUCCCAGCCCCCAGUCAUGACCUCUACCCUCACUGUGAGUCUCCAGACCUGAGCUACUACUCGGUAACUCGUGCCUACUCUGGCCUGAGCCUCUCUUCCAGACGGAGUCCAGACUGUCGCUUCCCGAACGACUCCGACCUGCGUUUAGGCUCCAUGGGCUCAGCCGGCUCCGAGUGCGGCAGCGAGAGCAGCGUCAGUUGCGGCAGCAGCUGCGACUCUUACAGCGAGCGGUCGUGUCCUGGAUGCCCUCCGGAUACCUUACUGGAGGACAGCGUCCAUUUUGCCUCCCCCCACGGCCGGCUCUAUUCUCACCACGCCACGUCCAACCAUGAGCUGUGCGGCCUCCAUCCUGCUGAGUACUCCAGCAUCCCACACAGCCACACAUCUAAUCCAGGAGUCCACAGCUACCACCUGAGUGCAGCACGGAGCUGUUCUCAUGAUCAGCCUCCACCAGAAGCUCCUCCAAAGCGCCCCCUCUACCCCCUGCCCCCUCACCUCCAACACCAGCCCCUCGCCGCCCGCUCCAGCUGCCCAGGCGACUACCACUCCCUGCCCCAGUCCAACCCUCACCCCCCCGGCUCUCCUCUGGGCCGCUGUCUGGCCCCCACACGGGCAGAGAGUGUCUCAGACUCACACCUGUACGAACACCUGUCUGCGUCGCACCACCACCACCGGCCCAAAGCGCUGCCCAGCUGGGACUCGUACUACAGGCAGCCGCUGCCUCCGUCCAGGUACGAGCCGUCCACCUAUCAGAGCCUUCCAGACACCCGGCAGUCCUCCUGGCACACCCCCCCCUGGGCUCAGGACGGCUACACCCAGCACCACUCCUCCCAUCCAGCCCUCCACCCGUCGCCCACGCACUACCUGAGCCACCCGCCGCCCCCGGCCCACUCUCCCCACCCGCCUCACCCGUCCAGCGCCCCUCUCCUGCCUUACCCUCCUCCUCACAGCUCCCACCUCGCAGUGCCCUCCCACCCUCCACCUCCCUCCUACCUGUCGCAGCACACGGAUUCCCCCGCGCACGGUCGCUAUGGCGACGUGAGGGAGAAAGUGUACAUCAACCUGUGCAACAUCUUCCCCCCGGAGCUGGUGAGUCGGGUGAUGUCCAGAAGCCCCCACAUCACCGACCCCCAGCAGCUGGCAGCCGCCAUCCUGGCAGAGAAAGCGCAGACCGGAUACUGAGGAGUCAGAAAACACAAACUGUAAGUGGUCUGCAUCAGCGACACUUGGGGUUUGGAGAGCUUUUUCCUUUCUUGUGACAUUAAUGAGACAAUGCAUGAGAUUGAAGGACAUAAAACGCUGAAGAUAAUCCAGCUCUGGUCACUGCGCAGCAACAACUAAACCAACUUUAACAGGUGUAGAGAGAGCGAGUCACUGGACGGAAUCUGGCUUUGAAUCAAAGUGCAACGUGUGGUGAUUGUUCCAGACCUACUCGAUUCUUAUUUUUAUUUAUGAAGUAGCUUGAUUUGUCUUUCAUAUGCAGGACGAGUUAUGCAUUAAAUUCAAAAGGCACUUUUUUAAGUUUCACAGCCAAAUCCUCACACGGUGAGCUGGAAUCACACGACUACUGAAAGUAACCGGGUUUCUGCAGGGCACUAAAAAGCAGUAAAUUGAUUUUAUGACAAGUAAGGCCUUAAAUGGCAUUAAAAAUCAUUCCAUUUGAUUCUCAGCGGCAUUAAAAAAUAUUUCUGCCGCUUUCAAGAAAAAUAUUUGUUAAUAAUAAUGUAAUAAUAUAUAAUUAUAGACUGCGAUUGGUCACAUCUGUGAUAUUGUUCCUAUGUCUGGGGGGGGAUGAAAAAUUCAGCAAAACAAUUCCCCAAAUUUGUUUAAAAAAUUGCAAAAUCUUCUGGAUGAAAAUUCUUUAAAAGUUUCCCUUAAAAGGUUUAUUUUACAAAAAAAUAAAAAAUAAAUAAAAAUCCCCAAAUCUGGCAAGAAAUAAAAAGCUAAAUAAAAAUACAAAAAUUGUAAAUAUUUUCAAAAAAUGAAUAAAAUUCUUCAAAAAAACUAAAAAUAUCUAAAUUGAUUACAUAUAUAUCAGUAAAAUUUCUAAUGUUUUUAUAUAGAAAUAAUAUAAUAUAAUAGAAAUAUUUUGUAAACAUUUCUUUAUGUCCACUAAAAAAUGUUAAAAAAUUUCCCCCAAAUUUUUGAAAAUGUGGUAGUCACUGUGAAAAUAUAGUUAUUUUCCCCAAAUUUUUAAACUUUAAAACGGCUCAAUUAGACCCACAGGAAAACUUAAAACAAGAUAAUUUCAAGAUUGUUUGACUUAACAAGAUAUUUAAGAUGCAUUGUCUUAAAACAAGUCCCUCCAUCUUGCUGAAAUGUCACCUGUUAAGUGAAUUUAUCUUAAAUGAAGUGGGAUGAGACACUUAGACCAAAAGUAAGACUAAUAGACUUGGUAAGAUGUUGAAUUUUUGCAGUGCGGUUGGGUACAGUUGCCAAAAACUGCAUGUUUGGAAAGUGGAGGAGAACUGGGAAAUAGGGAUCCAGCAAAAACAGCUGGAAAACUUGGAAUUCAGAGAAUGACUGCAGCCUGUGGGUGGUCGGGGGUUUUUUUUCAUAUAAAAAUCAUCUUUUACAAAAAACAAACCCGUGUAAUUUGUUGAGUUCACGGUCAUGACACCAAAAAGCAUCAAAUGUACCUCACUGAGUCCUGCAGAAACCCUGAUUACAGAUUAUUUAACAACUACCACUACCUUUAUGAUGUGAUUACACACCAGGACACUUACUCGUCAAAAACAAUCCUCGUCUCUGAUUUUUAUUUUGUAUUUUUUGACAAAUCCUCAUUUUAAUUACCACAUGCCAGUUUGAAGCUACUUCCUGAUCGAGGCCUGGUUCCUCUGUGAAUCUCUUUGUGUGUGUUUUGUGGCUGUUUGUGGUAAAAACAGGUGUUGGACAGACGGUCGUCUUAUUUGAGACGGCGUCGGUGUUUUGGUCAGAGUUGUAGCUGUAGAGAUGGGUGACCCUGUCGUGUGUACCUUAGUUUUAGUAAGGGACAUCUCUCUCUCUCUCUUUCUCUCUGGCCCUUUAUUUUGGGUCAACUCUGGAAUCUGCUACAGACGGGAAACAUCUGGCCAUCCAAACGUGUCCGUGUUGUAAAUAUAUUUAACAGACUUUGGCCGACAGCGUCUACCGGUGUCUGUAGCAGAUCCCAGCUGAAUCCAUGCUAGACAGAGAAAAACCUUGUUUGAUACAAAUUGUAUCAUUAACUAAGUCGCUGAUGUUAUAUCCAGUCCAUGGACUCGUUGAUCCGUAUCUAUCCAACACUCUUGAUGUAUUGCUAUAUGAUGAAGUGCGUUGACCACAGUUCCGUUCCAAUCCAGAUGUUCCAACUUUUAAUCUUGUGGAAAAAGCUUUGAGACAAUUAUUUCAACGACGUUAUCAACGGAAGGAGUGGCGUGCCUACUAUGUUUAGGUGCCACAACUCCUUCACCUGUGCUUUUGGGUUUGAAGCUGGCUUAUUUUUUCCACAAGAGCGCCCAUCAAAUCGUGCCAGAAAGGUGCUCCAGUUUCCUGGCUAACUGCUCAUUUGAAAACAGGGGUUGGUUCAUCUUAAGUUUCUUUUUUAGCGUCUUUGCUACAUCGGGAAGACGAAAAUAUUCCUUUAAGAAACUGUAAAACCACACUGGAAAUAAUAGAGGAGUGAUGUUUUGUCAUUGAAGUUUCUAUUAUUUCACAAUUUGAGUGGACAGACCCCAACAAAGUUUUAUAUUUGGGUCAGUAUGAAAUCCCGUGGCGGCCAUUUUGAAAGUCACUGUACUGAAGCUCUACCUGGAAUACUAAAAACACAUAAAGAUGCAGUUUUUACAGCCACUUUCAGCAACUAAACAACAUUUGAAAUGAAGUCUCAUGCAUGGAUUUUGGCGUCCCAGUGCUUCUAAGUUUAUUAAUUUGGGCAAAUAGGAGAAAAUUCUGUUUAAACUGGUGGAUGUUAAGCUAACCUGCUAGCUGCUUUCCUUUAGGCAAACCUGUCACUUUUCUUUAACCCUUUGAUGCACAGCAAGAGUCAAAUGUGACCCAAAUCCAAUGGAAAAUGGAUAUCUAGUGACCCACACUGCGUAUCAAAGGGUUAAGAAAUAAAAUACUGAGACUUUUUUAGCCUCAGGAUGUUAGCAUCACAAUACAGAAAUAGAUUAACUACCUGAGCACUUAUUAGGCGAAUGCUGACGUUUCCUUGUCGUAUUACACACCAGAUUUGUUCAAAAAUUCCACGUCUGUCAGUAGGAUGCAACGUUAAAAUGUUAAUAAACUUUCCAGCUUCCAUAUUUAGAUUUAAUCGCCAAUGAAAGAGGAAUUAUCGUUGCUCUGCUUCUGAAUAUUGGUGGACGGUUAGGGGGCUUUUUCAGGAGAUCAAUAGCUGAUAUUCUGAACAAAUACACAUUUUCAUUAAUGUAACAAUGAAAAUUUAGAAUAUAAUUAACUAAAAUGCCUCAGUUAGGUUACAUUUUACAUGUUUAGUUAACCUUCGUCUUGUCCUCAUUUAUGGGCCCCAAAAAUAUUGUUUCCUUGUCUGAAAAAAAAAUCCAAAAAUUCAGCAAAAAAUUUCUCCAUAUUUCUGAAAAUUUGCAAAACCUUCAGGAAGAAAAAUUUCAGUAAUUCCUUAAAAAUUUUCCUUAAAAGUUAAAAAAAAUUGGCAAGAAAAUAUUUUUAAAAAUGAGUAAAAAUCUUCCAAAAAAAUCCUAAAAAUAUCUAAAGGGAUUCCAUAUAUAUAUAUAUAUCAGUAAAACUUCUAAUAUUCUCUUUAAGAACAUUCACAAAAAAAUCAAUAUAUUACUAAAAAUAUUCUUAAAAAAAUUAACCUCUUUUUUCCACCAAAAAAUGUUCAAACAUUUCCCAAAAAUGUUGAAAAUGUGGACAUCAGAAGUUUCACUGUGAAAAUAUAUAUUUUUUUCACAUUUUUCAAACUUUAAAACGAGUCAGUUUUGACCCGCAGGACGACACGAGGAUUAAAAAAAAGGCUUCUCAAUAUUUAUCAUCGUGUAACCAAUCAGACAGCUGCAUCAGAGUUAAGGUUUCUUUUAAGUUGCUUUUUUUUAAAAACGGGAAUCGAUUCUAAAAAACACAAAUAAUCCGUGAACUCUCAGGUAGAGCCCUGAAGUGUUGAGUUCAAAAUGGCAACCAAGGAAAUAAAAAGUGAGCUCAACAUACGAUUCAUGACGAGCCAGCUACGUUUAGCCCAGCGGUUUCUUUCCUGUCCGACGUGUCGCAUUGUACGGAUAGCUGUACAAUGACACGUGCUAGCGAUGAGAGAGAACCUUUGUGUAUUGAAGAAGCGCCUUCUCUCCGGCCUCCUGGCACCGUGUGUCAGCGUGGCAGCCGAGCGUGGGCCCAAAGUAAUGCCUCUUCAUGGCAUUGUGCUUAUGACACAUCCAAUACUCUGAACUAUGUUCAGCUAACUGUUAUGCAUGUUUUUUUUUUAUUUGUUUUUGUUUCUGCAUGUGUUGGCUUUGUGCUGCAUAUUCUGUCCUGGAAGCUUCUCUUGCUGUUACUGUGACAUGAUGCUAGACUAACCGUGCACAACGCUGGCUCGUUUUUUCUGCUUGUAAAUCUUUCUCGGUAUUGAUUCCAGUGCAGCGCUCUUCUUUGAUGCUGUAAACCUGAGUGGGAAUGCUACGACGCUCGGUGUUUACUUCAAGGGAUCAAGAAGGCCGUUAAGGAAAGUAUCUCCCUUUAUAAGCGCGCUCAGCUGAAUUAUGGGCUGUAGAUGUAAUAACGCUGUAAUGGCUGCUCUGCUCUAAUGGAAUGAAAAUCUACUGUUUCACACGAUCUUUACAUUUUGCCGGUAGAAUAACAGUGUAACUAAUUAAAUACUGUAACUGUGAUUGUUCAUUAAAAAGACUACUGCUAAAAUUAGAA
This is a messenger RNA of Acanthochromis polyacanthus (spiny chromis), 8120 nucleotides long. Its product is annotated as probable ribonuclease ZC3H12C. NCBI's taxonomy places the organism in Eukaryota, Metazoa, Chordata, Actinopteri, Pomacentridae. Gene Ontology annotation, cellular component: nucleus; cytoplasmic ribonucleoprotein granule. Gene Ontology annotation, molecular function: RNA endonuclease activity; metal ion binding; mRNA binding. The transcript is spliced from 5 exons. The coding region runs from base 582 to 3449 and encodes 955 amino acids. The record is from RefSeq and is a predicted model, not a curated record.